UUUUAUAUGGCCAACAACAAAUCCUGGCUAAGCUACGUAAGUAUAACCACUCGUUGGCCAUUUAUAAGCCACACCAACAGAAAAAACAAGAAACCAUAAAUCAGAACUUCCUACUGCAUAUAUAUAAUAGCAUCUUCCCCUUGAUUUUUUCAUCUCAUGCUAUUUUCGUGCCACUUUGCUCUUUUCCCCUAUCUCUCUACUGCCAAAAGUUAGCACUUACAAUAUCCUAUUCCUUUCUUUCUGUGUUUAGUUCUACACAAAGUACCAAACACUGGCUAGCAAGAAGGGCAUGGCAACAUGUGGGAGCCUGCAUCACAUCUUCGACACCCUUUUGCCAGAAAAGUCAACCCUGCUUGAAUCCCUCUCAUGGAACCAAAUAAAACCCCUAAAAUCCACAGACCAAACCCACUCCUUCACUGAGAUAUUUGGAGAACUCCAUUUCAAGGAGAGUCCUAUAUCAUCACCAUUCACUCCCCACGUUUCUACUUCAUCAUCAUCAUCGUCAACUGAGAUAACAAACAACACCAACAGGCACAAGAAUAGUGACAGCUUCUCAUCCUUGAGUUCUGAGAGUUUGCACCUUUGCACUGAGGGUCUUGGCUUUGAGAGUUCAGAUGAUGUUGAAGACUUCAAGGAUGGAAUGAGUGAGAGUUGUGAAGUGUAUAAGGAGAAAGAGGGUGUCAAAAGGUGUGUGAGUUCAAGGGUGAGUGAGUACCCUCCUCCUAUUUCUUGCAUAGGGAGGAGUGGGAAGCCUUGGGUGUGUUUCAGGUCCUACAGAAGUGAAGGGAGGUUUGUUCUUGAAGAGAUAAGGAUUCCAACACAUGAGUUCUUGCAUGCUUGUAGAGAGGAUGGAAGGCUGAAGCUGCAUUUUGUUCAUCAUGAGGAUGAACCCAUAGAAGAAGAAGAAGAAGAAGAAGAUGAUGAUGAUGAUGAUAUUGGUGUAGAAACAAUGGAUGAAGAGGAGGAAGAAGAAAACAUGGAAGAGAAAAAUGAUGAUUAAUUGUGUGGCAGAUCAUGAAGAAAAUGAGAUUGAUGCUCAAGUGAUGACUAGCCACUUACUUGAUGAAAGAGCAGAAAAUUUGAAUGCUAAGGAAGAUUUACAAAAAUAAGAGAAGAAGAAACAAAAUAAUUUUAAGCACUGUUGUGUUUUUGUAUCUUUUCUUUAAUAUGUUGGCUUUUGUCUCUUAACUUCUAAAGAUUUUGUCUGAUGGAAACAGGAGUUGACACCUCUGAUCGAGUUUUCAUUCACAUCAACUGUGACUUAAACUUGAUUUUCAGACUUGUAUUGAUAAGCAUGUAAAUCUUGUUAUAAAUUUUCAUUGCAGUUGGUGAUCUUUUUCUGACCUUGUCAGAAGAAGUGUCUUUCAUUAA
Molecule: messenger RNA, 1371 nt
Organism: Glycine soja
Lineage: Eukaryota; Viridiplantae; Streptophyta; Magnoliopsida; Fabales; Fabaceae
Product: protein FANTASTIC FOUR 3-like
Exons: 1
Coding region: 290-1000 (236 amino acids)
Source: RefSeq, a predicted model, not a curated record